This is a messenger RNA of Medioppia subpectinata, 3056 nucleotides long. NCBI's taxonomy places the organism in Eukaryota, Metazoa, Arthropoda, Arachnida, Sarcoptiformes, Oppiidae. The record is from the annotation of a GenBank genome assembly.
AAAUGAAUCCAUUUGAUGACUCGGAUGACGACAUCCGGCCACGUGUUAGGCCUCGUGUCAGAGCAUUGAGACUAUUGAGUGAUAGUGAGGACAGUAGUGUCGGUGAUAACGAUCUCAAUGACGACAACAACAAUAGCCUCUUAUCACAGACUCGUCAUCCAGUGAUGAAUCGAUCACUCAAUGAGAGAUCCAUUGAUAAGACUAUAGAUCUCUGUCUCACAACUGACUCGGAUCUCGUGGGCGAAACAUCAGGUGCUGACCAUCACGUGGUGCUCAACACCAACGCCAGCGCAGAGCCUCUGAUCAGCACUUCAUUCACAUCGCCUCUCAUUGAACCGAAUCUUACCAUUAAUACAAUGACAUCAAAGCAAGUGAUAAAAAGUUUGGUGGACGGCGUCGAGCGUCUAGUGGUGGCCACCGAUGACGGCAGCGAUGGCGACACCGACGACGACCACACAGACACUGAAGAGGUGGACAUUUCUGGAGGCGACGGAUCGGACGCAAACAAAACCAUUGAUUUGAGUGGUUUGUUGUCCAGCGAUGAAGAGUUGUCGGAAGUAUUAUCAAUUGAUGACUUAGUAGCCAAUGGCGAGCGCUCUAAUGUCACGUCAACGCCGGUGACUAAAGCCAAACCGAAAGCGUAUGAAAGGCAAGAGAUUGAAGCGAUUCCCGAAGUGACAGACCUUAGAGUCGAGACACAGAACGCCAUUCGCGCCGAAGAGGAGCGCAAACAACGGCUGAACCAGAGAUAUGCGGAUCUGUCUGAUGAUGACGUUUUUGAAGUGGUUUCGCCGCAGAUAUCACCGCAAGUGAUAGAUAUCAAUGAUAGCACUGAUGAGGACGACAAUCACCACAAAACACGACCCGUUAUUAAGCGAUCGCUGAGAGACACCGCCGGACAAGACUUUGCCGACUUUGGUCUCCACACCGACGACCGGCUCAAUACAGCCGAAGCGGACGGUAGAGUACUGGUCAAUGUCCGCCACCCGCCCGAAGAUCCAGACAUAUAUCUAACCAGAAAGUUAUCGGAUGCCAUACACCCGCACCAAAUCGGUGGCAUUCGCUUCCUUUACGAUAAUAUCAUUGAAAGCAUAGACCGCUACGAGAAGAGCCCCGGUUUCGGUUGUAUCUUAUCUCACGCCAUGGGUUUGGGAAAGACAAUGCAAACCAUUGGUUUAGUAGACGCGCUGCUCAGGGAAGAGAUCGUCAAACGUGUACUGAUUGUAUUGCCGGUGGCAGUGCUCGGCAACUGGCGCUCGGAGUUUGACCGCUGGUCUCCCGCUAAACGCCGCGCUUACGACGUCUAUGCCGUGAUGGCUGUCCAGACCUAUGACCGUCAGGCGCGUGAAGUACACAAUUGGCGUAAAAAUCACGGCGUUUUGCUCAUCGGUUACGAAAAAUUUAAAGGUAUGAUCGCUGAGAAGAACUUUAAGGCCAAGAAGUGGUCGGUUUACGAUCCAAAAGAGCUUAAGGACACCGAACGGAUGAUUCGACGGGCACUCGUAGACCCGGGACCCGAUGUGGUGGUGUGCGAUGAGGGCCACAAGAUUAAGAACGCGGCCUCAAAGAUUUCCAAAGCUCUUAAGCAGAUCCGGACCCGACGCCGAGUCAUACUGACGGGUACGCCACUGCAAAACAAUUUGCUCGAGUAUUGGUGCAUGGUCGACUUCGUGCGGCCCAACUUUCUUGGACACCAAAACGAGUUUAAGACAAUGUUUGACAAACCCAUCAAAAACGGUCAGUGCGUGGACUCAACUCCCGAUGACAUACAAGUCAUGAAAGAGAGAGCCUUUGUAUUGCACGACAGAAUGAAGGGUUUUGUUCAGCGCCGAAGCCAUGAUGUUGUGAAGAAAACACUUCCUCCGAAGCGUGAGUUUAUAAUCUAUUGCCGCUUUACACACAUCCAGAAGGAGCUGAUGGAGUCGUUUAUCGGCACCGCUAUCGAUAAUCCCGAUAUUAUUGGCCGAAUGGACGGCAAAAGGAUAUCUAUUUUGACACUGUUUGCCAACUGCACGAAGAUCUGGAACCAUCCCGACAUCUUCUACAAAGUGGUCCGCGAAGGCAUUGCCAGUCAGGGCCAGGACUUGGAAGAGGGGCUGAGCGAUGAUAACGAGGCCAGGAAUGGGAUAGAAAUGGACAAAAUAGCGAACAGAAUGACCGACUAUUCGUUCGCCGCGCCUAUAGUUGAGGACUAUCGGCGGGAAAUGAUUGAAAACUCAUAUAAAACAGUGCUUUUGUUUGAGAUAAUACGCGAGAGUAUAGAAGUCGGCGAUCGACUUCUGGUGUUCAGCCAAUCGCUGUUAACUUUAAACUUAAUUGAGAAAUUCUUGGAGUCCCGAGACGUGCCGCUGACGGCCCGGCGUUGGCGUAAAGAUCAUAAUUACUACCGUUUGGACGGCUCGACACCCGCUAAACAACGCGAUCUUUAUAUCAAACAGUUUAACGAAUCAGAAAAAGUUAAAUUGUUUCUGAUCUCUACCCGAGCGGGUGGUCUGGGCAUCAAUCUGACCGGUGCUAACCGUAUAGUCGUUAUGGACGCCAACUGGAAUCCUUGUCACGACAGUCAGGCCGCCUGUAGGAUCUACCGAUACGGACAGAUUCUAUUAUCAUUUUGUGAUCCUUUACAGCAAAAGCCGUGUUAUAUCUAUCGUUUGGUUUGUGAUAAUUCACUCGAGAGGAAGAUAUCUAAUAAACAAGUUUGCAAACAAGGGAUGGCUAAGCGAGUGGUCGACGGACACGUGAUUGAGGGUGUCUUCGCAUGGAAUGAGAUCCAAGCUUUGCUCCUAAACUUACGUUCUAUCGAUGAGCCGCCCGUCAAGACGUAUACCGAAGACCAAGUGUCUCAUCUUAAGGACCCUCUCCUCGAGCGGAUCUGUUGUGACUUUGGUUUUGCCAUAACAGACAUUCCUCGCGAGUAUGAUUCACUUCUUGAGGACCGCAAAGACCAGGUGCUGACCGACGCCGAGAAGACUAAUGCUUUUGUGGCCAUUGAGGACAGGAAGCGAAAUAUGUUGUUUACUCAACCGAUACCCACUUCAGCGCAAACUGGUUUCCAU